Messenger RNA from Podospora anserina S mat+, 1050 nucleotides. RefSeq lists its product as uncharacterized. NCBI's taxonomy places the organism in Eukaryota, Fungi, Ascomycota, Sordariomycetes, Sordariales, Podosporaceae. The transcript has 2 exons. The record is from RefSeq and is a predicted model, not a curated record. Gene Ontology annotation, molecular function: (3R)-hydroxyacyl-[acyl-carrier-protein] dehydratase activity. Gene Ontology annotation, cellular component: mitochondrion. The coding region runs from base 1 to 1050 and encodes 349 amino acids.
AUGGCUCUUUUCCAGCACCCCGCGCGCAUCACCCGCCGCAUUCUAGCCAGCCAGAUUAUGAUGACCACCUCCUGCCAAGCCUCCACCCGUCACAUCCACACCUCCGCCGCCCAGACCGCAGCCAGUGAGCUGUUGAAGAAAGUCAAAGGCCAAAAGUUCGUCCGCAAACAGCUUCUUGAUGGAAACCAACUCCAGAAGCUGUCUCUUACCUUGGGCCGACGAUCAGAAUUCUGCACGGGGGAGCCACCAGACGGCACUUACCUUCCCUACGGUCACCACCUCGUGUACUUCACCCCCUCCCAGUUCGAGUCAGAGCUAGGAGCGGAUGGGUCAGACACAACAUUUAACUCGCCGGCCCCAUUCACGAGGAGGAUGUGGGCUGGAGGGGAGAUGCUGUGGAACCCACAGGUGCAACUGAGAAUAGGAGACAGAGUAGAGGAAACCACCGAGAUUCUCGAUGCCAAAGCGAAGAAGAGCCGUGAUGGGAGUGAGAUGGUGUUGGUGGAUGUGGAAAAGAUAUUUGCUUCUCCUCGGGGGGUAGCUCUUACUGACAGAAGAUCAUGGAUCUUCCGCCAACCACUACCUGCACCGCCUACUGGCUCAAUCGCUCCAGUUAUUACGAUACCCACCACUAAGUCCCAUAUUCAGGAUGACACAGAUCUAAAGGCAGGGUAUACCAUGCGCAAUCUUGUCUGGUCCCCUGUUGCGCUGUUUCAGUUCUCUGCCCUGACGUUCAACGCGCACAUGAUCCACUUCAACGAAAGCUGGACGAGGCAGGUGGAGGGUCACCCGAAUGUGGUUGUGCAUGGGCCCUUGAAUCUAAUUAAUCUGAUGAAUUACUGGCGGGAUGUUCACUCACGGGAUGGGGCAAUCAAGGCGAAGAGUAUUGCUUACCGAGCUUUGUCACCGCUGUAUGCGGAGGAGGAGUACACCAUUGGGACGGAGGCUGUGGAGGAAGGUAAUGGGGAGACAAUAAGAUACAGACUGGUGGUCAAAAGGGGCGAGGUGGUUUGCAUGAGGGGGGAGGUUGUUGGUGUCCGGCCAAAAUAG